Lytechinus variegatus (green sea urchin) is the source of this 2630-nucleotide messenger RNA. Its product is annotated as adenylate cyclase type 9-like. The transcript has 4 exons. Gene Ontology annotation, molecular function: adenylate cyclase activity. The record is from RefSeq and is a predicted model, not a curated record. Bases 36 to 2123 code for a protein of 695 amino acids. Gene Ontology annotation, biological process: intracellular signal transduction; cyclic nucleotide biosynthetic process; adenylate cyclase-activating G protein-coupled receptor signaling pathway. NCBI's taxonomy places the organism in Eukaryota, Metazoa, Echinodermata, Echinoidea, Temnopleuroida, Toxopneustidae.
AACAACAAUUUUUUCUUCUUCUUUUUGCUGUAGGUAUGAAAACUUACUUUAUCGCUGGUCGCAAUGCUUCUGCGAGCCCUGCGACCAAGUACCAUGGCAACAUGUCCUCAGCCUCACUUGACGCAGCAUCCGGGAGUGCAGCCAACGUGACAGAAGACACAGACAGUGAGCGUGGUGAGGGAAGCGAGGCCAAGCAGGACUUACAGAGCAGGAAACCAUUGCUGUCCUCUAAUAUCAACGGUGCUAGCGGCAGUGGGGGUAGUCCAGAAAAGUCUGUUGGGGAAGGAUCAGAGACUGUGGAGGAAGGCAAGGAUGCUGUGUUGAACCAUGCGGAAAAUCAAGCGGGAGGAGACAGUAAGCCAGAGAAUGGCGGGGUCAUCAGUCAACCGGGCUCAGGUGCGGAAACCCCUCAGGGUGGGGCGAUGGAAGCAAACCCCCUCACUCUCAAUGCAUCCAUCAUUAUGCAUCAUAAUGAAGAACCUAACACAGAGAACCAACUCACCAAGUUCCUCAAGGAAGAUGGUCAGAUGGACUACUUUGAAAAACCACCCAUCAGUCAGUUCUCUCUCAGGUUUCUUGACAGAGAGGUUGAGGACAAGUACCACUCUCAGUUCACUCCUGAUUACAUGCAACCUGACCGCCAAGUUGAUGGGAAUGAUGAUAAGCGCAACGAACGUCGUCAUUCAUCAGAGACAAUCUCUACCACCCGCUACAAUACCCUACUUGAUGUCUGCAUUGCAUUUGCCACUUUUAUCCUGGUUGGCAUUUCUUGUUUCCUGGUGUUCAACAUCCCUAUACCUUGGGCCGUCUUAUUCCCCAUCAUCUCCAUCCUGCAGGUUAUCAUCCUCUUGGCUAUGGUACGAGAAGCAUUCUGCAGGAACGUUGGCAUCAUCCUGGCCGAGUACAUAGCUGCUCUGUUCCACAACUGGUACCGACGUCACAUCCUGGGGGCGCUGCUCCUUUGCUGUCCAGUCAUCGCCGUCUUCACCAACUAUUCCUGUGACAAUGAUGGCUGCUUUGGCGAGAACCGGCUCUUCUUCUGUUUCCUUCUGGUGGUGUCACUCCUGCAUUUCUGCAAUUUUGUCCAGCUGAACCUGUGGAUGAAGCUCCUUCUUGCGUUGGCAAGUGGUACCAUUCUGCUGGUCCUGCUCUUUAUAUGCAGGAAUUGUCCCUUUAUAGUUGACAUGGAAUCUUUUGAUGGUACUACACCUACACCCUAUGAUCUGGUUGAUGCUACACCCACCAUGCUGACAGAUCUCUGUGAAAUGAAUUCCCACCAUUAUGUCAACCCUGAAGAAGUCAUCCUUGUCAUCAUCCUCCUGCUCAUUCUCAUCUUUGUCUUAAAUCGUGAGUAUGAGAUUGGCUUCCGCCUCAACUACUACUCCAACUACCAGGCUCUGGUUGAUCAUGAAAAGAUGAAGAGUCUCCAGGAAGAAGCAGAGAAAUUGCUGCAUCACAUCGUGCCACAGUUUGUCACCGAGCAGCUCAGGACCACCUCCAAGUUCUCCCAGAACCACGACAAUGUCGCCGUAAUCUUCUGCAGUAUCGUCAACUUCAAUGACUUCUAUGAGGAGGCAUACGAGGGAGGCAAAGAAUGCAUCCGAGUUUUACAUGAACUUAUCAGUGACUUUGACAAUCUCCUCAAUGAUCCUAAAUAUAAGGAAGUGGAGAAAAUCAAGACGAUAGGUUCCACUUACAUGGCUGCAUGCGGACUUCGUCCGAGCGAAAAGCCAAACGAUGUACAGACACUAGUCACUCUCAUGGACUUUGCUGAUGAGAUGAUGUUGCAAAUACAAAAAUUUAAUGAGGAUGUCCUGAGCAUGACAAUUGGUGCAUUUAACUUCAUCUUGAGGAUAGGAUAUAAUCAUGGGAAAUUAACCUCUGGUGUUAUUGGUACAACCAAGCUCCUUUAUGACAUCUGGGGUGAUACUGUCAAUGUAGCUAGCCGUAUGGACUCAACGGGUAUGCCUGGUCAUAUCCAGGUUACAGAACACUCCAUGAAAGUGCUACAACCAUAUUAUGAAUUUGAGAAGCGAGGAGAAGUGAAAGUCCGGGGCAAAGGAGACAUGACGACCUAUCUUUUAGUGAAAAAAAGACCCGUUCCUCUGUCGGAGACCCAAUAAAUAAAGUUCAAGUUCAAGCAACCAGUCUUGCAGACUCUUGAUCUGUGAUGGACUCCAGAUAGAACUACAACUGAAUCCAUAGAACAACGAUUAAACAUCUGUACUGCUGAACACAGCCUCUUGUGUACAUAUCAACGAUGAAGAGAAUGACCACUGAGUUCACACAUGUCUGGAAUUAUGAUGAUGAAACCGUUCUGAAACAGGGUUUAGCUAUAUUAACAUUGCCACAUGAUUUUUUCUUUUUUUUCACUUGAUAAAUUUGAUUACCAUUAUGACUAAAACCAUAGAUUGCUUGUAUUUGUUUUCUGUGAUGAAAACAUGAUGGAAAGGAAAGUCUAAAAUGGAAACGUAGAGAUCAAAAUAAUAUUUUUCCUCUCUUUAUCAAUGUUUAUGGAUUCAUUUUUAUAUUGAGACCCUAUUCCCAUAAAGUUUUUGACAUGAUGUAGUAUCCACACCUGCUUUGAAAACAUGAUUAGUAUGGAUGGAAGGGACAAAGUCAAGAUUGAU